This is a messenger RNA of Plasmodium berghei ANKA, 957 nucleotides long. Its product is annotated as conserved protein, unknown function. The transcript has 4 exons. NCBI's taxonomy places the organism in Eukaryota, Apicomplexa, Aconoidasida, Haemosporida, Plasmodiidae. The record is from RefSeq and is a predicted model, not a curated record. Bases 1 to 957 code for a protein of 318 amino acids.
AUGACUAAUUUGAAUAUACUGGAAUUAGAUGAAAAUAUGGAUGAGUUGGAAAAUGAAAAAAAUAAUAAAAAUAUUGUUAUAAACAAUUAUAAGGAAAAUAUAGGAAAUAUAUUUCAGUAUAUAAUUGAAAUGAUAAAAGGUAAAAAUAAACUAAGGAAGCUACAAUUAAAGAUAAAUAUAUAUUGUAUAAAAAGAUUUGUAGACAUAAUUAAUAACACAUGCUUAUUAAUAAAAAUUUUGAAUGAAAUAUAUGUAAUUUUAAAUAAAGAUAACAUUGAAAAUUGGAAUAAUAAGGGGAAUGGUUACAAAGUUAUUUUUUUGUGGUUAUUGUUUUUAUAUAUAACGUCUUUUUUUACAUUUUAUUUUCGAAAAAUUUUUAUAAUGAAUAUUGUCCCAAAUAAUUAUGAUAAUUUAUUUAGUCUAUAUAAAGUUUUUCAGACAAUUAAAAAUAUAGAUUCAAAUAAUAUAUCAGUUCUUGAAUUUUUUGAAAAAUUUCAAAAAACAUAUUUUAUAAUAAAUAAAUUUUUUGAAGAUAUUCCCCAAUUUUUUUUAUGUUUAUUAUUUUUUAUAUUAAAUGGAAAAGAUUGUUUUUUAAUAUUCACUAUGAUUUGUCCUUUUCUUUUUUUUUCUUUUGGACUUCUAAACCAUGGAUUGGGACUUGGCGGUUUGGUGAGAUCGAGUCUUUGGGCGUCUUUUCACUCGAUUGACGACAUAUUCAUAAAAUAUGAUGCUGCACCACCAAACAUGUUUUUUUUUUUGUAUUCAAGUAUUGUUUUUUUGGGGGGAUCGAUUAUGACCAUUGUUGUGAAGAAUAUUGUCACUUCGCUUUGGAUGCCAUAUAUUUAUCUCCAAUUCUCAGUAUUACUGCUUAUGAGCGGUAUUUCCCUUUUGUUAUUUUUGUAUUUCUAUUAUUUUGAGGAAGAAAGUUUUUAUUUAAAUCCAUACUAUUGUUUGUAG